This is a messenger RNA of Lasiosphaeria miniovina, 1320 nucleotides long. RefSeq names its product putative amidoligase enzyme-domain-containing protein. The transcript has 4 exons. The coding region runs from base 143 to 1057 and encodes 304 amino acids. The record is from RefSeq and is a predicted model, not a curated record. NCBI's taxonomy places the organism in Eukaryota, Fungi, Ascomycota, Sordariomycetes, Sordariales, Lasiosphaeriaceae.
CAUCAAAAUGUCGGCGGCCUUGAGCAUCUCAUAAGUCCCGCGGAGGGCGAUUGACCCUCUAACUCUAUCGAUACCAACGUCAUUGACAUUCUCCACCUUAUUGUCUUGUAGUAUUUCUUGUCAUAUUCUUUCUUUCUUCGCCAUGGCCGGCCCCACCCCACGAUACACUCUCGGCGUCGAGAUCGAGGUGCUGGUAGAACCCCACAAGAUCAGGCCGCCGCUACAGGAGAAGCACGCCCUUUACUACGAGUUGUUGGCCAAAGCCCUCCGGAACAGAGGCCUCAAGGCACAACACAACGACUUGACGCAGAGAGAGUGGCGAUCGAGCAACUACAACGAGUGGUACAUCACCAGAGAUGGCUCUCUCGGAAACCCGGCCAACCUCAUUCCCACAGAGGCCGUUUCACCCAUCCUCGACACGGCCACGGACUGGGACCAAGAGAUCGACGUCUUCUGGGACGCCAUGCGGGCCGUCUUCCACAUGCCGCAGCGGGCCGGAACCUGCGGCAGCCACGUCCACGUGUCGCGGGGCCGCAACGUGCGGUUCACGCUCGCCGAGCUCAAGACCAUCGCCUACGGCAUCGUCGUGUACGAGGACCGGGUCAUGGACCUACUCAUGGCCUACCGCCAGGACAACGCGUACUGCAAGCCCAACAGCAAGAACUCGUUCCAGCUGCAGCGCGCUGGCGGCAACCGCGUCUUCAUCGCGAACAUGAUCAGGAGCGCCGCCACGCCCGAGGCGCUGAGGGACAUCAUGCAGAACAGCAGGUAUGUGCUGUGGAACUUCGACAACGUCGCCGCGAACAAGUCGGGCACCAUCGAGUUCCGCGGUGGCCGGUUCCUGCGCGGCGAGGUGCGUACGAAGCGCUGGAUGACCUUUGCCGUGGCCUUCAUCCACGCCAUGCUUCGGAUGAACGACUUGGCCACCAACGGUCUUUCGGCCGGGAGCACUGCGGUCCUGUAUUCCGAAAUCAAGAGGGCCGCGCAAGAGCUGGGCAUGGGAGAGUUCUUGCCCAAGAAGUUUGGUGUCCUGAACGAGACGCUGCCGUCCGUCUAAUAGAUGCUUUGGGGUGAUCUGUUUUGGAAAAGCCAAGGUUGGAUGGAGAUAUGUCCAGAUGAAUUAUGAACGCUCGCUAUUGAAAUGUUUAGGGGGCGUGGUUGUUUUGCGAGGGCCAAGCUUAUCUAGGUAAUAUAGAUAUGUUAUGUUCCGUGCUGAAUGCCUCAGCGUCUUCUUGUAUACAGCAGUACGCACUGGGAACAGAAGGACGAAGUCGCUCAAGCAGAUAGAUACGGGAACAAGAAGCCAUGUUUAGAUACCUA